Molecule: messenger RNA, 2939 nt
Organism: Mus caroli (Ryukyu mouse)
Lineage: Eukaryota; Metazoa; Chordata; Mammalia; Rodentia; Muridae
Gene: Ficd
Product: FIC domain protein adenylyltransferase
Molecular function (GO): protein binding
Source: RefSeq, a predicted model, not a curated record
GAUGCCCUAGCUUGCUCGAGAACCCGGAAGCGCGACGGAUGGACAGGUCGAGACAGCCAAUCCGCCGCGGCAAGGGCGGCCGUCCGUCCAAUGGCGAGGCGACGGGAGCGGGGCGAGGUGGUGGGGGCGGAGCCUGCGGCUGCGGGGAACGGCCGCGCGGGCUUGGAUGGUGCGGGAGGGCACGAGCCCUAGGCUGGUUCGCAGCGUGAGCUCGCGGCAGCCUCAGUUUCCCCCCACCCCCACUUCGGGAGUAAGCCGAAGCCUGCUGGGCUCGAGCCGCUGCACAGGCCGCGCGAAGUGAUGACGUGGCGAGUCAGGCCCCGGAGCUCCGGCGCCGCCUGUCAGAACGGCGUCAUCCCUCAUCUGUAAACCCGGAGCUACAGGGUCCAGCUUUUCCUCUGUGACGGGUCGCGUGCUCUGGACCCAGCCCUCAGUCCAGAUGAUACUCAUGCCAAUGGCAUCGGUGGUGGCGGUGGCCGAACCCAAAUGGGUCUCCGUCUGGGGCCGUUUCCUGUGGAUGGCGCUGCUGAGCAUGGCUCUGGGGUCGCUGCUGGCUCUGCUGCUGCCGCUGGGAGUUGUGGAAGAGCAAUGCCUGGCUGUGCUCAGAGGUUUCCACCUGCUAAGAAGCAAACUGGACCGGGCACAGCCUGUGGUUCUCAAGUGCACCAGCCCAUGCACGGAGCUCAGUGUCUCCUCCAAGGAUGCGGGGCUGCUGACAGUCGAGACUAAGACGUCUCCAGCAGGGAAGCUGGAAGCCAAGGCCGCCCUAAACCAAGCCCUGGAGAUGAAGCGCCAAGGCAAGAGAGGGAAAGCCCACAAGCUCUUUCUGCACGCCCUCAAGAUGGACCCCGGCUUCGUAGAUGCACUGAAUGAGUUCGGCAUUUUCUCGGAAGAAGACAAGGACAUCAUCCAGGCUGACUACUUAUACACCAGGGCCCUGACCAUCUCGCCCUUCCACGAGAAAGCCCUGGUCAACCGGGAUCGGACACUGCCCCUCGUGGAGGAAAUUGACCAGAGGUACUUCAGCGUCAUCGACAGCAAAGUGAAGAAGGUCAUGUCCAUCCCAAAGGGGAGCUCAGCGCUGCGCAGGGUCAUGGAGGAGACCUACUACCACCACAUCUACCACACGGUGGCCAUCGAGGGCAACACCCUCACCCUCUCGGAGAUCAGGCAUAUCCUGGAGACCCGCUACGCCGUGCCAGGGAAGAGCCUGGAGGAGCAGAACGAGGUAAUCGGCAUGCACGCGGCCAUGAAGUACAUCAACACCACCCUGGUCUCCCGCAUUGGGUCUGUCACCAUCGACGACAUGCUGGAGAUCCACAGGAGGGUACUGGGGUAUGUGGAUCCAGUGGAGGCAGGCAGGUUCCGGAGGACCCAGGUCCUGGUGGGCCAUCACAUCCCACCCCACCCCCGGGAUGUGGAGAAGCAGAUGCAGGAGUUCACACAGUGGCUCAAUUCAGAGGAUGCCAUGAACCUGCACCCAGUCGAGUUCUCGGCCCUGGCCCAUUACAAACUGGUGUACAUCCACCCUUUCAUCGACGGCAACGGGAGGACCUCCCGCCUGCUGAUGAACCUGAUUUUGAUGCAGGCGGGAUACCCGCCCAUCACCAUCCGCAAGGAGCAGAGGUCCGAGUACUACCAUGUACUGGAAGUUGCCAACGAGGGUGACGUGCGGCCUUUCAUCCGCUUCAUAGCCAAGUGUACGGAGGUCACACUGGACACGUUGCUCCUUGCCACCACCGAGUACUCGGUGGCGCUGCCAGAAGCCCAGCCCAACCAUUCUGGGUUCAAGGAGACGCUCCCUGUGAGGCCCUAACCGCCGGCCAGCCCUCCCUUGGCAUCCAGAGAAGGCCUUUCUAGAAACAGUUCUCCCCUGGUAGCAAAAGGAAACCCUUAAACAUUCUUUACCUCCAGAUGUUUUUCAGUUGAGAAAGAAAACUAAAUUAUUAAGCCUGUCUUCAGGAUAAUUUAUAGUUCAGCCAAGUUAUUUAUUUAAUUUUUUUUUUUUUUUUUUUUUACUUUUUUAGUGAGCUAGCAGCGACCGAGUGGUGCUGCGACCACAACACCUGUGGUGAUCCCGGCACCCAGUAGGGCAGCAGUGCUUUUCUAAUGUCCUGAGCCUGGGUGUCUAGACAGACUUUGCACUAAGGGCAGAGGCAGAGAGAUCUGUGAGACAGAACUCAGGGCCACGGCAAUCACUCUGAUGCCUUGGAGGUCCUGAGACCUCAGAAGGCUGCAACCUUGGGCAGAACCUGCCCUGUGCUGAGGCAGGGAUUUACUCCUGAGAGGCUGUGGCAGCAGCUUCUACUGGCAGCCCAGCCCUUUGACACAAGAAGCAAGCGUUGCCAGCUCCAGUAGGAGGUUGCAGAUUCCCGAAGACCCUCUGAGCUAUUAACUUGCUAACCUGAGUGACAGGGAAUAGCGCUUCCCUGCCCAGACUGUUCUGAGGAGGGUGGAGGGCAGGCAGAACGGCUUUCCCUUAUCUUUGCCCUAUACUUCACUUGCAUCAACUGAGGCUAGCCAAGCCAACCUACCCUCUCACUCCACAGAGCAGGUCUGCCGUCACCUCCCACUCAGUCUUCUGAGGACACGGGAGGUGACGCUUGGUGGGAGAAUACUACCCAGCAUGCACCACACACAAGGCACCUGCCCUAACAUUACAAAAGGAUGUAUCUGAGAAACCACAUUAACCCCAAAUAAGCAGUUCUGAUAAAAGAUUUAAAACGGGCAAACACCUGUGACCACGACCACCCAGCCUUUCCCCCUUUGUCUUGUGGUUUGAAACCCUCUUCCCAUCUGAUGCCAUCACAGGGUCCGGUGUCCCCACUGCCUUGGAGUGGCCUUCUUCUGGUAACUUGUAAAGUGAUGGAUGGUGUCACAUCUGAUAGACACAUUUCCAAGUUGUCAUCUUAGGAAAAAUAAACUUUUUUUCAAUCAUA